Formica exsecta is the source of this 1338-nucleotide messenger RNA. RefSeq names its product DNA repair protein RAD52 homolog. NCBI's taxonomy places the organism in Eukaryota, Metazoa, Arthropoda, Insecta, Hymenoptera, Formicidae. The transcript is spliced from 6 exons. Gene Ontology annotation, cellular component: nucleus. Bases 308 to 1174 code for a protein of 288 amino acids. Gene Ontology annotation, biological process: double-strand break repair via single-strand annealing; double-strand break repair via homologous recombination; mitotic recombination. The record is from RefSeq and is a predicted model, not a curated record.
AGAGAUAAAUUGGCCAAUCAAAAUGUCUAAUUUAAAAAAUGCCAUGUAGCCAUAUUGCUGUAUUCUUUAGUUUAAAUACGUGAUUGGUUGAUUUUUUUGCGUGUCCAUUCCGUGUUUACGCAUAUCUGUCUGGACAGUCCUUUAUGUCUCAGAUUUCAAAAUGACAGUUCCCGAUAAUCAUAAAUUAUGAUUGGUUCAUAUCCUUAUCGAUUAUAUCCUGCGUUUUUUUCAUUUUCUCUUGUUCCUAUUUGCGCGCUAAAAUUUGUGAUUUAAAGACACAAAUCAUUGGCGCGAAUUUCUCCACAAUAUGUACAAUGGACACGAUUUUUUAUCGUGUAUCAAAAUUCCUACCACAAAACAAGCUGCGGCAAAGAAAUCUGAGAAAAUAGAACCGAUGGAUUUUGCAGCCGAUUAUCGUGAUUUAAUUUCAACGGCUAAUAAGGUUUUUGGAGAAGGAAAAUGGAAUCAUACUGUUGUUCAUCAGACUUUAGAUUAUGUUGAGAUCAUUGGUGCCAAAUGUAGCGUAGGAUGUGUUAGUUCCGUUAAAGUUCAACUGGAGAAUGGAAACUUUCACGAAGAUAUUGGUUAUUAUAGCGCAGAAGAAUCUACAAAAGGCUUGUCAAUACACAAUGCAAGAAUUGGUUCUGCUGUAAAUGGCUUAAGGAGAGUUUUGUUAUCAUUUGGAGGCAAAAUUGAAAGAGAAUUGCAACCACAAAAACAAAUUAAUCCUGAACAAAUUGAUGAUAUACAGAAAAGAAUGGUACAAUCAUCUGUUAAUAAGCAGAUUGAAGAAAAAUCAAAUAUUCCUAUUGAAGAGCCUGUUUAUAACAUAGAGUAUGCAAAUCUGGAAUCAGAUAAAAAUAAAGAUCGUAUUCUAGUACCUAUUGUGAAAAAGAUAACUGACGCUAAUAUUUCAUCACCAUCAUCAAAAAUGGUUAGCUCUCAAGAACUUCUAUCUUUGUCAGAUCAGAAUAAAUUAGUGACAGUACAAAAUGACAAAGCAGAUACUAAAAUUGAAGAGAAAUCAAAACAAGCAUUAUCUGCGAAAGAGUUACAACGAAUGGAGAGAAAAAGGAAGCAAAUGGAAAAACAGAUGGAAUUUAAAAAACGUAUGAUGGAAAAGGAAGGGCUUGUGGUAUUAAACAAUGAUAAUAAGCCUAAUCCUAAAUAUUAAUAAAAUAUACACAUAAAUAGCAUCAUAUAAACACAUCCAUUUUUGUAAAGCCAAGAUUAAUGUAAUAUCUGUAAUAUGUAUAUAUAUAUAAUAAAUUUAUUUUUUAUAUUAAGCAAAUGAAUUAUAUAUAAAUGAAUGAAUAAAUAAAAUUAAGAAGGGGAGCU